Saccostrea cuccullata (small rock oyster) is the source of this 877-nucleotide messenger RNA. RefSeq lists its product as uncharacterized. The transcript has 3 exons. The annotation marks the transcript as partial. Lineage: Eukaryota; Metazoa; Mollusca; Bivalvia; Ostreida; Ostreidae. The record is from RefSeq and is a predicted model, not a curated record.
UCUUUAAUUUACUGUAGUCCUGAGAAAUGUUGUGUUGGAUUUAAAUGGGACGAACAAAUAGGGAGUUGUACAAAAUGCAAUAUAGGAUACACAGGACGAAACUGUGAAGAAAAAUGUCCCUAUCCAACCUAUGGGGAAAUUUGUCAACAACUCUGCGAAUGUAAUGAAAGCUUAUGUGAUAUCUCCACAGGAUGUAAAAGUAAUAUUUCCUCGACUGUCAUUUCUUCAACAUCAUUCAUAUCUCCUCGCCUUAACACAACGAAUUUGAAUAUUACUCCUAACUCUUCAUCGAAAGAAAGAAAUUAUAGUAUGGCCUUUGGUCCUUCGAUGAAAUCAUCAGAAAAGGCAAAUAUAACUAACGACAUAUUUCUACACCCAAUAGUCCUAUCAUUAUUCUCAUUCAAUGUAGCAUUUGUUAUUAUUAUUGUGAUCCUCCUCACGUUUGUGUUAAGAAGAUUAUAUUGCAGACAAGGUUUUCUCCAAUUCUCUAAAGAGGAAAUUGAAAGUAUGAAAAUGGAAUAUACUCAAAAACAGGACGAAAAUCAAAGGGAAUCCAAUAGAGAUUGUUUAAUCCAACCACAAUACACGACAAACAUAGCAAAGACUGUUAUUCGGCUGGGUGUGAAUGAUAAAAGUUUGUGUAAAAAUCCCUCGGAAAAUGCGGAAUGUACAGAUCCUAAAUCUUUGUGUACGGAAAUGACGUCAUUGACUCUCUCUGAAAAUAAAGACACAGAACGUAAUGGAUUUCUGCAGUUUGUUCGACAACCUUGUCAGUCUGUUGAUGAACAUGUUUAUAUGACGACAGACACGUUAACAUUUGAAGGUGAAACGGAAACUAAGACAUUUUUAAAGUAAAGAUUAAAGAUAAUAUAUUUUU